Molecule: messenger RNA, 312 nt
Organism: Eriocheir sinensis (Chinese mitten crab)
Lineage: Eukaryota; Metazoa; Arthropoda; Malacostraca; Decapoda; Varunidae
Exons: 1
Source: RefSeq, a predicted model, not a curated record
AAAAUCAUGUCCCUCCAGGUGGGUUUCCUCGCCGCCGCCGUCUCUGUUCCUCCUCCUCGAGGAUUCCUGAGUCUCAUGUUGUCUCGUUCUCUGCGUCAGGUUGUUGUCGUCGCCGUGCUGUCCCUCGUGGCGGCCGGCGCCCACGCCCUCCCCAGCAACCUGCCCUCCUAUCAUGCCCCAGCGCCCUCCUACCACGCCCCCGCGCCCUCCUACCACGCUCCCAGGCCGACAUAUGCACCCAAGCCUUCUUACACACCCAAGCCGUCCUACGCCCCUAGGCCUUCCUACCACACCCCCGCCCAGUACGCUGAU